AUGAUGGGCAAAGCUGUGGCUGCUGUCCUGACUCUUCUCCUCAUCUCUGCGCUUGGAGCUGAAGGUAAGGCCCUGCCGCGCUCAGCGAUUGAACUCCGGUGCCAGUGCCUGGACACCCAUUCCAGGUUCAUCCACCCCAAGUUCAUCCAGAAUGUCAACCUCACCCCCAGUGGACCUCACUGCAAGAACGUUGAAGUCAUAGCUACCCUGACAGAUGGCAGAGAGGUAUGCCUGGAGCCCUCAGCUCCCUGGGUGAAGCUGAUCAUCAAGGCCAUUCUGGACAAGUGA
Molecule: messenger RNA, 288 nt
Organism: Dryobates pubescens (Downy woodpecker)
Lineage: Eukaryota; Metazoa; Chordata; Aves; Piciformes; Picidae
Product: interleukin-8
Exons: 3
Coding region: 1-288 (95 amino acids)
Biological process (GO): inflammatory response; cellular response to lipopolysaccharide; antimicrobial humoral immune response mediated by antimicrobial peptide
Cellular component (GO): extracellular region
Molecular function (GO): chemokine activity; CXCR chemokine receptor binding
Source: RefSeq, a predicted model, not a curated record